CAACGUUCAAAGGCAUUUCAAGGUGACUCCGUCGAUAGGAAAUUCAAUUGCAGUCCAAAUUUCUUGGUGUGCACAGUUCUUUCCAAGUUUUUCCGAGAAACUUUUUAAAGUGUUCAAAUAUUUGUUGGAUUUAAAUCAACUUAAUUAAAAAAUAAUUCAAGAUGACUACCUAUUUCAACUACCCACCAAAAGAAGUCCGCGAUGAACUUGCAAAGAUCGCCAAGGCCAUCGUUGCUCCAGGCAAAGGUAUUUUGGCUGCUGAUGAGUCAACUGCCACUUGUGGCAAGCGUUUCGCUGACAUUGGCGUAGAAAACAACGAAGAAAAUCGUCGUCAAUACCGUCAAUUGUUGUUCACCGCUGACGAUGCCAUCAGCCAGAACAUCUCCGGUGUCAUCUUGUUCCACGAAACAGUCUACCAAAAGGCUGAUGAUGGCACUCCAUUCGUCGAAUUGUUGAAGAAGAAGGGAAUCAUUCCCGGCAUCAAGGUCGACAAAGGUGUCGUCAACUUGUUCGGAUCUGAGGACGAGUGCACAACCCAAGGUUUGGAUGACUUGGCUGCUCGUUGCGCCCAAUACAAGAAGGAUGGCUGCGACUUCGCCAAGUGGCGUUGCGUCUUGAAGAUUGGCAAGAACACCCCAAGCUACCAAGCCAUCUUGGAGAAUGCCAACGUUUUGGCCCGCUACGCCAGCAUUUGCCAAUCGCAACGCAUUGUCCCAAUUGUCGAGCCCGAAAUCCUUCCUGAUGGCGACCACGACUUGGACCGUUGCCAAAAGGUCACCGAGACAGUCCUCGCUGCCUGCUACAAGGCCUUGAGCGACCACCACGUCUUCUUGGAAGGUACCUUGUUGAAGCCAAACAUGUGCACACCCGGACAAAGCAACCCCAACAAGGCAACAAAUGCCGAAAUUGCAUUGGCCACCGUACAAGCUUUGCGCCGUACCGUGCCACCAGCCGUUCCCGGAGUCACUUUCUUGUCUGGCGGUCAAUCUGAGGAGGAAGCCUCUGUCAACUUGAACGCCAUCAACCAAGUUCCAUUGGUCCGACCAUGGGCACUUACAUUCUCCUACGGACGUGCUUUGCAAGCUUCCGUUCUCCGUGCAUGGGGCGGAAAGAAGGAGAACAUCAAGGCUGCCCAAGAGGAACUCAUCAAGCGUGCUAAGGCCAACGGUGAAGCUUCUCUCGGCAAAUACGCAGCUGGCAGUGUUGUUGGAGCUGGUGCCGGAGCAAGUCUCUUCGUCGCUAACCAUGCUUAUUAAAAUGCUUUCUUAUAUUAUUAUUACUACUAUAACAUAAAGAAAACAAAUAAUGAUUAUCUUGCUGUUGAUAAAUUAGUUGUGUAGGAAGAUUAUAAAGAAAAAAAUGUAAAACAUCAUCAUUGCACUCUCAAAUAUAAAAACUAUACUAUUAAUUAUUAAAAAUAAAGUUAUUUUAAAAGAACAAAAAAAGCAUAAGCAAACAUAAUGUUAUACAUUUUAUUUAAGAGUUACACAGAAUUAUGACUCAUGGAACGUAUUAAAUAAAGCUGAUUAGUUAUGAAGAAAAUUUUCUUGCUCGUUCUUCAUUGCUGAGACGAUAAAAAAAGAGAAGAAGACGAUAUAGUUGACGAUUAAAAGGUAAAUAAAUAAAAAAAAAAUUAAUGAAAAUGGUGUUAUGUAA
Molecule: messenger RNA, 1656 nt
Organism: Culicoides brevitarsis
Lineage: Eukaryota; Metazoa; Arthropoda; Insecta; Diptera; Ceratopogonidae
Product: fructose-bisphosphate aldolase-like
Exons: 5
Coding region: 162-1256 (364 amino acids)
Biological process (GO): fructose 1,6-bisphosphate metabolic process; glycolytic process
Cellular component (GO): cytosol
Molecular function (GO): fructose-bisphosphate aldolase activity
Source: RefSeq, a predicted model, not a curated record